AUGUCAUUCAUUUCUAAACUUCUUCAACUUCUUCCAUCGUAUCCAAUAUCCAAUGAUCUUCUAUUAAUAAAUGUAUCAAUCAAUGAACUCACGGAAGAUCAAUUGUUGCAACGUCAAUGUUAUGGUUAUUAUCCACUAAUACCGCUUGCAAAUCAUGAUGAAGAUUGGAUUGAAACUCUUAGUCAACGUUGGAAUAUUCAUCCAAAUGUAUUAAAAUCUAAUUUUCACAAAAUGUCAACAUUAAUAAAUCAAUCGGCCCAAAAACGGAUGUAUCAUUUUUCAACAAAUGCUCCAGAAGAAUAUGUACAUGAACAUGAAUAUAAAAUAGCAUUGGAAUUCUAUCUUCAAAUAGAUUAUGAUCUUUUCUACAUGAAAACGUGUUCAUAUCGUGGUGCGCAACCUGUGAUGAAUCAACCUCAAAGUAUAUUUUCCACCGAUCAACGAAACCCUUAUGGACGUUAUUCGAUGGAAACAUGUCGACAACAAUCAUGUUGUUUAUGUUACACUUCUAAUCGUUUAGAAUCUCAAUCAAAUGUACAACAUAUAUUUGUCAAUGGUUAUCGAACUAUUUUAAAUUGUCCAGCAACAUGUACAACACAAAAUAUCAUUUAUGUUCUUACAUGUCCAUGUAAAAAAUUUGAUUAUAUUGGUGAAACAAGCUUAUCUUUACCACGGCGUCUUAGUUAUCAUCGAAAACAUGGAAUGCGUAUUAUAAAAGAAUUUCUCUUUGGCAAAAAAUUAACAAAUUAUAUCAAUCAUGGUCAAAUGAAAUCUUUUGAGGAAUUAGUGAAAGAUGGCAUGCGAUUAUAUCAACAUUCAUGUCGUUGUUCAGUAGCAAUGCAAUGUUUUUUAGAUGAAAAUCCUGAUUAUUGGUCAUUCAUUCCACAACGAAUUUCGGAGUAUGAAGAACAACAACAAGAACGAGAAAUUAUAUUGGUUGACGACCAUCAGUAUGAAUUUGCUAGUGAUAUACCUGUUCCAUCGAAUAUCAAUUAUCAUUUUAAUGUUCAACAAAAACGUAAUAUUGAAGAAUUUUUUCAACAAAAAAAAAAAAAUCUUCAUCCACUCAAUCCUCAUUUUCAUUUACAUGAAGCGAAAAUUAUUGCCGUAUUACCAGAAAAUGCAUCGAUUGGAUUACGACGAUUUAUUGAAAGUCUUUUCAUAACACAUGCACAAACAAAAUUAAAUACGUUGGGUCAUCUAGAUGAUGAAAAUUCAUUAACACAUAUGGAAUGUACGGAUGAAUUAUGUUAUGAAAAUCUAGUUCGUCCAAUGACUUAG
Rotaria sp. Silwood2 is the source of this 1281-nucleotide messenger RNA. NCBI's taxonomy places the organism in Eukaryota, Metazoa, Rotifera, Eurotatoria, Philodinida, Philodinidae. The record is from the annotation of a GenBank genome assembly.